AUGAAGGACAAGUCCAAGAAUGCUGCGAAGACACGAAGAGAAAAAGAAAAUGGAGAAUUGAAUGAACUGGCCAAGCUGCUGCCGCUGCCCUCGGCCAUCACAUCUCAGCUGGACAAAGCGUCCAUCAUCAGACUGACCAGCAGCUACCUGAAGAUGCGAGCCGUGUUUCCAGACGGGCUCGGAGAGGCCUGGGGUCAGUCAGCAAGGGUCAGUCCUCUGGACAUCAUGGCCAAAGAUCUGGGGUCUCACCUGCUGCAGACGCUGGACGGGUUUGUGUUCGUCGUCGCGUCUGACGGUAAAAUCAUGUACAUUUCAGAAACAGCUUCGGUACACCUGGGCUUGUCACAGAUGUCCACGGAGCUGGAGCUCGAGCGCUCGUUCUUCCUGCGCAUGAAGUGUGUUCUGGCGAAGCGGAACGCGGGACUCACCUGCGGCGGUUAUAAGGUGAUCCACUGCAGCGGUUAUCUGAAGCUCCGUCAGCUGCUGAUGGACGUGUCUCUGUUUGAGUCCUGCUAUCAGAUCAUGGGGCUGCUGGCGGUCGGUCAGUCUCUUCCUCCCAGCAGCGUCACCGAGAUCAAACUCCACAGCAACAUGUUCAUGUUCCGCGCCAGUCUGGACCUCAAACUCAUCUUCCUGGACAGCAGGGUGGCCGAGUUAACGGGUUACGAGCCGCAGGAUUUGAUUGAGAAGACUCUCUACCAUCACGUCCACGGCUGCGACGUCUUCCACCUGCGAUACGCACAUCAUUUACUGCUGGUGAAGGGGCAGGUCACCACCAAGUAUUACCGGAUGCUGGCCAAACACGGCGGCUGGGUUUGGGUGCAGAGCUGCGCCACCAUCGUUCACAACAGCCGCUCGUCUCGGCCGCACUGCAUCGUCAGCGUCAACUACGUCCUCACCGAUGUGGAAUAUAAACAGAUGCAGCUCUCUCAGGACCAGAGCAGAUCCAGACCGUGUCUCUCCUAUAAGACCUCGAGUCUGGCGGCUCCUCAGGACUCACGCAAACAGCUGAAAGCCAAAGCAGCCAAGAUCAAAAGCAAAGCCCCGUAUCCGCAGGUAAGAGCGCUCGCAGGCUCACCCGGGAACGGUUUCCAGACCUCGCUGCAUGCUGACGAAACGGAGUGUCCCUCGUGGAAGUCGAGUCCCUGCAGCCUGCCGUCCUGUCAGGAGCAGACGCAGGCCCCCGAGCCGUCCUACACACGGUCUUUAAAACGUCGUAAAGUUGCCUUCAGAAAUCCUGCUGAAACCCUGAGUGACAGAUGA
Molecule: messenger RNA, 1263 nt
Organism: Sinocyclocheilus rhinocerous
Lineage: Eukaryota; Metazoa; Chordata; Actinopteri; Cypriniformes; Cyprinidae
Product: SIM bHLH transcription factor 2
Exons: 10
Coding region: 1-1263 (420 amino acids)
Biological process (GO): regulation of transcription by RNA polymerase II
Molecular function (GO): DNA-binding transcription factor activity, RNA polymerase II-specific; RNA polymerase II transcription regulatory region sequence-specific DNA binding; protein dimerization activity
Source: RefSeq, a predicted model, not a curated record